GGAGAAUCCGGACAUGGUCGUGAUGUGGGGUGUUUUGGACAACUAAAUAUGAGUGGUCAGACCUUUGUGGGGGGAUGGCUGGAUCCCAUGAAAGUCGACAAUUUCACUGAAAAGCCCUUCACCCUGAAAAGGAACUGCAAACUAGCAGAUGUUUCUCAAUGCAUUCCAGUUAAAGAUUUCAAACUGCUCCAAGGCUCCGGUCAGAAAGAGAGCAACACAAAUAAAGUAACCCAUGACAAACAUGUUGACAAUACUUACCUAAAACAAAGACUGAGGAACAUGGCCUUGGAGAUGUUGACAUUGACGGUUACCAAGUUAGCCCCUCUACCAAGAAGCAAUUCGUGGAUAUGCUGGAACAAUACCAGGAUGUGUUACAAAUAAACAUCUAGAUUGUGGAGAAUUGUGCACAGAAUCCGGCUCACAGACGACCGUUCUUUCCGCCUCCCACAUCGCAGAGUUCCAUUACCAAAAGCUACUCCAAGUCCUCACCGAGAUGGAAGAGCAGGUCCUUGGAAUCUUGGAAAACCAGAAACCGAGUUUGGUUCCCAAAUCGUAAUGAUAUGGGGAAAUAAAUGGUGACCCCCGGGUAUGCAGAGACUUCUUUUGGCUUAAUGCAAGGACCAUCAAAGAUGCUCAUCCCCUGCCUCAUCAGUCAGACUGAUUGGCAGCCCUUGGCGAAAAUACUGUCUUCGGAACCAUGGAAUGAAAGUCAGGCUUUUUCAACCUGCCCAUGCACGUUGAAGACAAGAAAUAUAUUGCAUUCAACACCACUGGGCUUGCAUGAAUGACAUAAUGCCACAGGGUCUUUGCAACAGUCCUGCAAAUUUCAAAAGAGUGAUGUAAAUCAUAUUUGGUGACCUACAUUUUAGUAGCCUGCUUAGCUAUCUUGACGACAUCCUGGUCUUUGCCCCAUCAGAGCAAAAAGCCCUCAAGAGUAAAGUCAUUCCUUGGGAUGAUAUUCUACUACCGGCAUUUCAUACCGAACUGCUCCUCAAUUGCAAAGCCUCUGUUUGCCCUUACAGCUGGUCAAAAACGCAGAGGGGAGGUUGGAAGGUCAAACCAGAAGCGCGGUGUCUUUGGAAAGGUCAAACCUGCAGGCUGAACUGAUUACUUAUGCGACUCUGCCUUCCUAAGCCUCAAGGAGAAGCUUUUAAACUGCGCAGUUCUCACUAACACAGACUUCUCCAAACGACUAAUGCUCUCUAUUGAUAAUUCCUGAUGGCCUAGAUACCGGAAGGUGAAACCAAGGCUCGUCCAAUCGCCUUUGCAAGCAAGACCUUCACUGGUUCAUAAAAGAGGUAUCCUGCUCAUCGACUGUAAUUCCUAGCGCUCAAGUGGAGUGUUUGGGAAAUUCUAUGAUUGGUUGGACGGCAUUCUUUUACAGUGUGGACCAACAAUAACCCCGUUACAGAUAGCUCUGUUGUUGUGGGUCCCUCAUCAGGAAACCACCCGAUAGCAGGUAUGACCUCAAAUGCCGUUGUCUCCUUUUUCUCUGGAGUCCCUGUGUCCCAGCGCACUACCUCUGAUAAAGGGGGGAGAAUCAUUAGUUGACAUAUAACACCGGUGCACAAUCAGUCUCUCUUCCUGGCCCCAAUCCUAGAAUCCCAUCCUCACUCUCUCUCUCCUGCAGCCAACACUGAUCCCGCCCCACUACCACAAACCCAUUAAUAAUGACAAUAAAAAAACUUGAUGCAUGGGAACAGCGUUGGGUAGCCAGGCUGUCCCAAUACACUUAGUAUCAAACAUAUCACAGGCAUAUCAAAUUGUGGACUUAAGUGGCCUCAAGUAAAGUCCCUUUUUGUAGGUUAGUGAUCCACAUGACGAUCUUUUGGCAGAUGCUGAGGGAACGAGAGAGGUAAGAGUACCGGAUGUUUUCCACUGCAAGGUUCAAUGCCUCCAGUUAGACGACUCUAAGAGUGUGGCGUCAAAGGCAGCUGCCUCCAAACAGUAUGGCAUCAAAGUCAGCCGCCUCCAAACAGAGAAGCACAGCCGCUUUGUAAUUAUGUGGUUUGUGACAGUUUUUUGACUCCACAGUCUCGGUUGUCUUCGUCGUGUCUGUUGGUCCAGAAUAAAGUAUGAAGUGUCCCAGUGUAACCUCAGUGGUCCUGCUGGCCUGCGGCUCCUUCAACCCCAUCACCAACAUGCACCUGAGGAUGUUUGAAUUGGCUCGAGAUCAUCUGGAAGACACAGGUCAGUAUAGGGUGUUGAUCGGGAUCAUCUCUCCUGUGGGCGAUGGCUAUAAGAAGAAGGGUUUGAUUGAGGUCUCCCAACGUCAGGAAAUGGCCAGAUUGGCCACAGAGAACUCAGACUGGAUCGCUGUAGGUUUUUGGGAGAGCAUGCAGCCUGAUUGGGUGGAGACGGUCGAGGUGAUUCGGCAUUACUAUGACACCCUGUUCGAGACACAGCAGGAAAGCGAUGAGACGGACACCUUUGAAGCUUCAUCCCCUCAGAACAGGAGCGACGGCCCUCAGGUGAUGUUGCUGUGUGGGGCUGACUUCCUGGAGUCCUUUGGGGUCCCCGAUCUGUGGAAGGAGGAGGACAUCGAGGAGAUUGUGGGUGACUACGGUCUGGUCUGCAUCACUCGCACUGGCUAUAACCCGUACAAGUUCAUCCACAAGUCGGACGUGCUGUGGAAGCAUCGCAGAAACAUCCACUUGGUCCACGAGUGUGUGACCAAUGACAUCUCCGCCACUCACAUGCGUCGGGCGCUUCGUCGAGGUCAGAGCAGCGGGAACCUGUUGCCAGACGCCGUGGUGAGCUACAUUCAACAGAACAACCUCUACAGUGCAGAGAGCGAGCAGAAAAACGCUGAUGUGGUUCUUGAACCGCUUCAGAGAAACUCGGGGGACACCCGAGCUGAGGGAUUUACUGCUGCAGCUGCGAGAACAGAAGUGUGAGCUGUUUGCACCGAUGGCUGUAGGUCUACUGUCAACUGAACCCAUAUCAGUUUAUUUAAGCUUCCACCAGGGCCUACUCUACACAGUGGUCUAUUCUUAUACUGCACUGAACUCCGCAUCUCCUCCGUACUUUCUUUAGAGGAGAUGGAUCUGUGAACACAAAUGUCCGAGUGAGAUGUCCACAGUACAUUCUCUGCCUGACCUCCUAGUAUUAAGUCCAUAGAAAUCCAGGAGAAGUCAUGUAUGAACACAGCAGGGGAUCCUCUGCUUGAUGUGAAAGGCAAACUGCCCCUCUACCAUGUUUCAGUUUACUCAUCUCAACACAUCAAACAAAUUAUUACUUGGUGCUGAAGAUCAAAAAUGAAGGUGUGAUUUCUAUUCACUGUGAAUCAAAUAAACCUCUUUGUUUUCCA
Messenger RNA from Pleuronectes platessa (European plaice), 3310 nucleotides. Its product is annotated as nicotinamide/nicotinic acid mononucleotide adenylyltransferase 1. The coding region runs from base 2076 to 2897 and encodes 273 amino acids. NCBI's taxonomy places the organism in Eukaryota, Metazoa, Chordata, Actinopteri, Pleuronectiformes, Pleuronectidae. The record is from RefSeq and is a predicted model, not a curated record. Gene Ontology annotation, biological process: NAD+ biosynthetic process. Gene Ontology annotation, molecular function: nicotinate-nucleotide adenylyltransferase activity; nicotinamide-nucleotide adenylyltransferase activity. The transcript has 5 exons.